CACCCCCAGGAAUGUGCCAGCUUUAAGAGAUCUUUGCAGCUUUGGGAGAUUUUGAGAGCGCUCAGCUCAGAGCUGAUUUAGUUCAUUUUAUGUAUUUAUCUCUUUUUUUCCCUUUUGGCAAGCGACAUGCAGCAGUACGUCAGCCUCCAAAACCUUUCCAUAUGUUUCCAGCUCUUAAUGCUCUCCUGUCAAACCCAGGGGGAGAAUCAACCGUCUCCUAAUUUUAACCAGUACGUGAGGGACCAGGGCGCCAUGACAGACCAGCUGAGCCGAAGGCAGAUCAGGGAGUACCAGCUGUACAGCCGGACCAGUGGCAAGCAUGUCCAGGUGAACGGCAAAAGGAUCACCGCCACAGCAGAGGAUGGCAACAAAUUCGCAAAGCUGAUUGUGGAGACGGACACCUUUGGGAGCCGUGUGCGCAUCAAGGGAGCCGAGAGCGAGAAAUACAUCUGCAUGAGCAAGAGGGGGAAGCUCAUUGGAAAACCCAAUGGCAAGAGCAAAGACUGCAUCUUCACUGAGAUUGUUCUGGAGAACAACUACACAGCCUUCCAGAAUGCCCGCCAUGAGGGCUGGUACAUGGCCUUCACGCGCAAGGGCCGCCCUCGGAAAGCCACCAAGAGCCGCCAGAACCAGCGGGAGGCUCACUUCAUCAAGCGCCUCUACCGCGGCCAGCUGCCCUUCCCCAACAACGCCGAGCGGCAGAAGCAGUUUGAGUUUGUGGGGUCCUCCUCCCCCACGCGCCGGACGAAGCGCACCCGCACCCCGCGGCCCCGCACGUAGGGCCCUGCGCUUUGUCUAGUGCUGCUGACCCCUGCUGUGCGGAGGGCCGGGCCGUCUGCCCUCCCCGCCCACAGACCCAGGCUGCUGCCCCAUGCUGUAUGUAGGGCCGUGCCGUCUGCCUCCCCGCACACAGAUCCACUCUGCUGCCCCAUUCCGUACCUAGGACUGUGUGUCACUUGCACGCCCUGUGCCCACCACUGUCCCAUGCUGCACGUUGCCGUGUGUCCUGCUCUCCAAACACACCCAUUGCCCCAGGCUGUACAUAGGACUGUGCCCCCCCCGCACCCUGCCACUCCCCAUAUUUUAUUUUACAAAGAUGCUCUAUUUUUAUACUUCGAUUCUCUUAGGCACAAAGAAAUAUUAACUCGAGGAGCAAGCGUCAGAUGUGGGGGGGUUAUUUUUUGUAUAUAGAUGUAGCCCCAGGCAGGAUUUCCCUUUGUUCUAGAGCACCCCUGUGCCCACCUCCCCUGUAACGACCCCCAAGAUUCAACACCCAUUGCUUUGCCUCCUCUUCUGUGCAGCGAUCCCUGCUGGGAGGGCAGCAGACAGCAACUGGUUCUGGAGACUUCUUCUGACCCUGUUCUCAGCAUCAAAGGUGCUAACUCCACCGUGGCGGCCAAGUUCCUGUGGGACCAAUCCUGGCAGCUGGUUGGAUUUUUUUAUUCUGCUACACGGGCUAAGCUCAAAACUUCUGACUGGUGCGAUCUUUUAGACUGUAGGACAGUCUCCCCAUGUGGACAAGUGGAAUAAGACUGCCGAAUGGACUGUAGGGAAGAAUCCUGCCUUGGGAUAGGGAUGAACUAACAGGACUUUUUUCUCCAGUGUGCAUGGAUGGAUCUAGCGAACAGACAGCCGGUACGCAGGAGACUGUCUGCAAGAGUCCCAGGGCCAACAAAUCCAAGUGACUUGGAAGCCUGUAGAGCAGCAGAAGGGUUGAGAUCAUCCCGCCUUCCCAGAGGGGAGGUAGAUGUUUGUCUGUCUAUGGUACUUAGCUGGCCCCAUUACUGUAGCCCCUCACAAUCUGUAAUAUAUUUAUCCUUGCAACACUCCUGGAAGGCAGGGCAGUGCUAUUAUCUCCUUUGUACAGAGAGGGAACUGAGACACAGAGAGACUAAGACCUGGUCUAUACUUAAAAUAUAGAUUGACCCAUCUACGUCACUCAGGGGGAUGAAAACAUUUGCACCCCCUGAGCUCUGUAGUUAAGCCGAUCUAGCCCUCAGCAUAGACAUGGCUAAGUCGGUGAAAGAAUUCUUCCCUCAAUCUAGUUGCUGCCGUUUCGGGAGGUGGAUUAUCUAGAUGGAGGGGGAAAAUGCACCCUGUGACUGCUGUAUAGGCAUGCUCACAAUGACUUGCCUAAGGGCACCCAGAAAAGUCCGAGAAAGAUCAGGGAAUUGCGCCUAGGUCUUUAGAGUACUGACUUAGCACACUAACCACUGGGCCAUCUUUCCCCUCCUGGGUGGUUAUUUCCCAGAGGGAAGAAGGUUCUGGGACUGAGGGGUGGGCGUUCCAGCAUGGAAAAGUUGAGCACCACAGUUGCAGAGGCCAGGUCCUAGCACUUGUUUUCAGCUUGUCACAAGCCUCUUUAUUUUAUUUAUUUUAUUGUAGGGUUUUGGCUUCCCUUCUUCCCUCAGUCAGGGGCUUUCCUUUUGCUUCAAGAGACCAAAUUCCCAACCACACUCCCACUUUGGAGGAGAAAUAAAAUGAGGAACCCCCGUUUGACUAGCCAGAGAGUGACCUGGCCUAGUGUCUAUGAUUCCCUAUCAGGUAAAGAGAAACCACUUUUAGGUUUUUAUAAUAGAUUCCCAUAUUUCCUUAAAGAGUCGGCUGCUGUCGGUUUAGGCCUAAACAUUUAGACUUUGGGAUUUUUUUAAAAAAAACCUGAAAUGAAUAAAAAUUAAUGUCUGGGGUGUUUUUUUUUAUUUCAAGCACAGCAUGUUCUGGGGGCUCGUCUGUAUGUUUCUUUUGCGAUGUAAGUGUUGCUCUGCUGUACGGGAGACCCAAAUGCAGCAGCACCAGAAGGCCGGUCGAGCUGCACUUCCCAAGUUGAGCAAAGUACAAAGCGUUAAAUAAACUGCACAAGUGGCAAAAAGCAAAUGAUUUUCCCUCCCCAGUGAUUUCAGGCAGAGUAAUCUUUGGUUCUAUUUCUAAAGGGCUGUCUACACAACGCAAGCUGCG
Chelonia mydas (Green sea turtle) is the source of this 2955-nucleotide messenger RNA. It is a transcript of the gene FGF17, whose product is annotated as fibroblast growth factor 17. Gene Ontology annotation, biological process: fibroblast growth factor receptor signaling pathway; positive regulation of protein phosphorylation; positive regulation of cell population proliferation. The transcript is spliced from 5 exons. The record is from RefSeq and is a predicted model, not a curated record. Gene Ontology annotation, cellular component: cytoplasm. Gene Ontology annotation, molecular function: type 1 fibroblast growth factor receptor binding; growth factor activity; type 2 fibroblast growth factor receptor binding. Lineage: Eukaryota; Metazoa; Chordata; Testudines; Cheloniidae. Bases 127 to 780 code for a protein of 217 amino acids.